Molecule: messenger RNA, 972 nt
Organism: Miscanthus lutarioriparius
Lineage: Eukaryota; Viridiplantae; Streptophyta; Magnoliopsida; Poales; Poaceae
Source: the annotation of a GenBank genome assembly
AUGCAGCCCAAGAUAAGCGCGUUCUUCAAGCGGCAGGAAGCGGACCCAGACCCGAACAGUGGCGACGGUGAGGGGAAUGGGCAUGGAAGCGACGGCGCGUCGACGGAGGCGAAGCGGAAGGCCAAGGGCUGCAGGCGCGGUGAGCUCGUCAGCAAGAAGAGGAACUACGCGCAGUUCCAUCUGGAGCUGGGGCAGCCUGAUUUCCUACUCCACACGUGCUCCGUCUGCGGCAUGAUGUACGCCCGAGGGAACGACGAGGACGAGAAGGUUCACAGGGCCUACCACAAGAGCUACUCCGGGGGAGUCCCUUUCAAGGGCUGGAAAAAUGAGACAGUGAUGGCGAGGUCCGAAGGUGGUGAUCGGGUUAUUGUUGCAACUGAUGAGAACUCUUGUGUGUCGAAAAGUAAGGUCAGAGAGGUGAUCACAGUGGUGGAGAAGGAGCUGGGAUUUGGUGAAGGGAAACUUCUGCAUAAGCUUUGCAAGGUGUAUCUAUACAUAUCUGGACAAAGGAUCGUGGGGUGCCUUGUCACUGAACCAAUAAAAACAGCACAUAGAGUUAUCCCAAGCUCCCCGGAAGAAAGCCAUAACAAUUUGCCAGUUGACAGUACUGAGCCAGGAAAAAAUGGUCAUACAUUAGAGUUUGGCGAAAUUAGUUUCAAGAGGGAAAUCAUAAGGCGGCACAAUCAUUCAAUCAAGAAGAAAGAAGAGUGCCAGGACCCUGGUGCCAUAAUUUGUGAAACAAAAGCUGUUCCUGCACUUUGUGGAUUUCGAGCCAUCUGGGUGGUACCAUCACGCAGAAGAAAACGAAUUGCCUCAAAGCUAAUGGAUGUUGCAAGGAAAACCUUCUGCGAAGGCAAGACUUUGGGGAUUUCACAGUUUGCUUUCACUCCUCCGACCUCCUCUGGCAAGGGGCUAGCAUGCCGUUACUGCAAGACCAGUGCAUUCUUAGUGUACAAAGACGGACCUGUGUAA